Messenger RNA from Podospora anserina S mat+, 2706 nucleotides. RefSeq lists its product as uncharacterized. Gene Ontology annotation, molecular function: RNA binding. The coding region runs from base 1 to 2706 and encodes 901 amino acids. The record is from RefSeq and is a predicted model, not a curated record. NCBI's taxonomy places the organism in Eukaryota, Fungi, Ascomycota, Sordariomycetes, Sordariales, Podosporaceae. The transcript is spliced from 6 exons.
AUGGAGUCGUCAAGAAUCUUCGUCAAGAACCUACCGCCGUCCAUCUCCGAGGCUGACUUUCGCAAACACUUCUCGCUUCAGGGACGAGAGGUCACCGAUGUCAAGCUCAUCCCCAACCGCCGCAUCGGGUUUGUUGGUUACAAGUCUCAUGAAGAUGCAAUCAAAGCCGUAAAGUACUUCAACAAGUCCUUUAUUCCCGCCAUCCCAAGAUCAGCCACACAAGCUGCUCAUGUCCCGAGCCGUGAUGCAGCCAAGGCAAGCUCUCUCGUCAAGUCUGACGCAGAGCCAAGCGAGGAUGACCCUAGCUCAAAGAAGAGGAAGCGGGACGUCGUUGACGAGGCUGACCCCAAGCUUCAGGAGUUUCUUGAGGUCAUGGGUCAUCCCACCAAGAAGGCUAAGGACGGAGAAGCCCUAGGGAGUGGCGCAUUUGAGUCAGAAGCGGCCGAUGCUAUCCCCUCGGCUCUCAUCGAGGGUGGUGAGAGUGACGAUGAGUACGAGGACAUCCCAGUGAGGCCCAAACGGCCAAUCGAGGAGGCACCUACCUCGGCUCUACCUGUUGCCACCCCUGUCGCAGCUAUCAUCCCCCCCGCACCAUCCCAACCAGCCGGGGACGCUGCAAGGGAAGUGCCGCAGGUAUCCGCUGAAGCCACUGAUGAUGACUGGCUUCGGUCGAGAACGAACCGUCUGCUGGACCUUGUGGACCCGGAUGACCCCGGGUUUCCCGCACAGUCUGCUGGUGCAAUGCCUGCCACCACUCAAACACCUCUGCCAGAGGCCCAAGUCCAAGAAACACAGGAACCGGGUCUUGCUGCCGGGUCUGCUCGUCUGUUUUUGCGGAAUCUCAGCUACACGGUAACGGAGGACAAUGUGAGGGACCACUUCAGCCAGUUUGGCGAACUUGAAGAGCAUAUGAUGAGAACCUGGGCUCGGUAUUUUAGUAGAUGCUUCGAGAUUCUGAAAAAAGGCCCGAUUGUUGUCCUGCUGUUUCGCCUCUACAAAGGCUUUGCUAUGAUUCGUUAUGCCAGUCCUGAGGCGGCGCUUUCCGCAUUCCAGACAGACGGCACCGUCUUUCAGGGCCGCAUCAUCCACAUCCUUCCCGCUGCUGCCAAAAGGGAGAACAAGCUUGAUGAAUACGCAAUCUCGAAGCUCCCUUUGAAGAAGCAACAGCUGCUCAAGAAGAAGGCUGAAGCUGCCUCCAGUACCUUCAACUGGAAUUCGCUUUUUAUGAGCCAAGAUGCUGUCAACACCGCCGUAGCUGAACGCCUGGGUGUGUCCAAGCAUGAGCUCCUGGACCCCACCGACGCGUCUGCCGCUGUGAAACAGGCAAUCGCUGAGACCACCGUCAUCCAGGAGGCCAAGGCUUACUUUGCAACUCAUGGUGUGAACAUCGAGGCCUUCAAGUCUCAGCAGCGAGGUGACACGUCAAUUCUGGUCAAGAACAUCAAGAACGCCACCAUCGAGGAGAUCAGAACCCUCUUCGAGGAGCAUGGCUCCGUCCUCCGUGUGCUUAUGCCCACAAGCGGGACGAUUGCCAUUGUCCAGUUCGCGCAACCAGCACACUGCAGGGCAGCUUUCGCCAAGAAAGCAUACUCUAGAUUCAAGGACGGCGUGCUGUACCUCGAGAAAGGCCCGAAAGGGCUCUUCGUCGACAAUCUGGCCCAGCCCGCAGAUCGUCCUGCCGGUGUUCAGAAGGUGUCAGCUUCUUACCUGCUGGAACGCGAUGACGGUGAGGAUCAGCCAGAGACGGCCUCUCUAUUCGUCCGCAACCUGAACUUCUCCACCACCACCGAAGGAUUAACAAAUGCGUUCAAGCCCUUGGAUGGAUUUGUGAGUGCGCAGGUGAAGACCAAGACCGAUCCCAAGAAACCAGGUCAGGUGUUGAGCAUGGGCUUUGGCUUCUGCGCCUUCAGGACCAAGGAGCAGGCCCAGGCUGCACGAAAGGCUAUGGAUGGCCAUGUGCUUGACGGACACAAGCUUCUGGUCAAGGCUUCCCACAGGGGUCUGGACGCGGCCGAAGAGAGGAGGCGGGAGGAUCUGGCCAAGAAGGCGAAUGCUCAACGCACAAAGGUGGUCAUCAAGAACCUUCCGUUCGAAGCGUCCAAGAAGGACGUGCGCGCACUCUUCAGCAACUAUGGAAAACUGGUUGCUCUCCGUAUUCCCAAGAAAUUCAACCACUCUUCGCGUGGUUUUGCUUUUGCCGAGUUCUCCACAGGCAAGGAGGCGCUCAACGCGAUCACUGCACUCAAAGACACGCAUUUUCUCGGGAGAAGACUUGUGCUUGACUUUGCUGAAGCUGAGGAGCUUGAUGCCGAGGAACAGAUCGAGGCCAUGGAGAAGAAGAUGCGUGGCCAGAGUGUAAUGAAUAAAAUUAAUGUUGACGGUCACCUCACUGAGGGACGACGGAUGGAAUGUCUCAAAAUCUCAACGGUCCCCCCCCCUUGCCAAGAAGUGUGUUUGCCCCUGUCAACUCUCGUUGAAGAAAACCCCACCCUUGUCUUGACAAACUUGCUUUCCUGUCUCGCACGUUGCUCACAGGCUUGGCCGUUGCGUCUGAUCGAUCUGUUGCUGUGUAGGGCUAAUUUUGUUCUCAUUCCGAAAAUGAGCCCCUUCAUCGGCCUCCCUCCCCGCGGUUUUGAGGGGUGCCGCCAACCGAGAGAGGGCACGGUGCAGGUCAGAUUCGAGCCGUAUGUUUCCACGACGGCCUAG